Sphenostylis stenocarpa is the source of this 468-nucleotide messenger RNA. The record is from the annotation of a GenBank genome assembly. Lineage: Eukaryota; Viridiplantae; Streptophyta; Magnoliopsida; Fabales; Fabaceae.
AUGGAAAGCAUAUUUGUACCGUCUCUCUCCCAUGCGAAAUUUCCAAAGUCUCAAACUUUGUGGAAUUCACCAGUCUUGCUUUACUCCAAACCCACCUCAGUUGCUUUCCGUUUAGUAACCCACAAUCAUUUGCCCAAGUGCUUUCUGUUGCAGCCACAAGGUGGUGUUAGAUCCAAAGCAAAAGAAAAGCAGAACCUGGGAGUGGUACAUGCCUCAGAGGCUGUAACGCCAACAACAACAACGACAACAUAUGCCAAUGAUGCAGAAAGAUGGCUUCUUGAAGCAGUGGGAGAUGGUGAUACAAGGCAUAUAGGCUUCAAGGUUGAGAUGCCAGGUGCAUAUGAAAUCGUUUCUAAUGAGGUGACCGUUGGACGCGUACCUGACAAAGCUGAUCUAGUAAUUCCAGUUGCAACAGGUAUUGUGUUCAGUUGUUACAGUUAUAAACACACAUCAAAUUUUAAAAGGUAG